Penaeus monodon (black tiger shrimp) is the source of this 1083-nucleotide messenger RNA. Its product is annotated as zinc finger protein 513-like. Bases 1 to 945 code for a protein of 314 amino acids. Gene Ontology annotation, cellular component: nucleus. The transcript has 7 exons. Gene Ontology annotation, molecular function: DNA-binding transcription factor activity, RNA polymerase II-specific; RNA polymerase II transcription regulatory region sequence-specific DNA binding. NCBI's taxonomy places the organism in Eukaryota, Metazoa, Arthropoda, Malacostraca, Decapoda, Penaeidae. The record is from RefSeq and is a predicted model, not a curated record. Gene Ontology annotation, biological process: regulation of transcription by RNA polymerase II.
AUGGUAGAUGAAACUCUAGUCAAAGAAGAAAUUGUAGAUACUGUGGAUGAUAGUAGAGAUGAUGGACUGGAUUCUGGAAUGGAUUAUGGAGCAAUUUUUUGGGGGGGUCCCUCAGGGAUGAAAGGGUGGUUGACGGGAAGUGAUCUCAGCGGAGGGUUCUCAUCGAUGGAUGGCUACGGAGGGGAGGGGAGUCGACAGGAUAUGCGGCCGCCCCUCCCCGCACAACAGCCUCAGGGACACCAGCUGGUGGGUGACUUCGUGGACAGUUUUGGUGGACAGCUGAACUUCAGGACUCCCAACACACCCAAGAAGAUCCACCAGUGCCCUGUAUGCCCGUACACCACACCCAAUCGCUCCCACUGGAUUGUUCACUGCCGAACACACACUGGUGAAAAGCCAUAUUCAUGCUCAUACUGUCCAUAUGAGGCAGUUGCCAAGAGUGACUUGAAGAGGCAUAUUAGAAUUCACACUGGAGAGAAACCAUUCUCUUGUCCUCACUGCCCAUAUCAGACUGCUGUCAGUGCAAGCCUCAAGAGACACAUUCUUACCCACCUACAAGAAAAUAGUCUAGUGACAAUGAGGCUGGAGGCAUCGAGAAGACACUCAUGGCAAGGUGUUAGAACAGAGGGUAUGCCCCUUUCCAGUGCUACUGCCACCAUCACCACCACCUCUGUGGCUGGAACUUCCAUCAAGAUCCACCAGUGCCCAUACUGUGCCUACACAACCUCCAUCAUCUCCAACCUGAAGAAGCAUGCACGCAUCCAUACUGGAGAGAAACCUUUUGCCUGUCCCCACUGCCCAUUUCGUGCAACCCAAAUGGAAAACCUCAGGAAACAUGUCCGCACCCACACUGGCGAGAAACCCUACACAUGCCAGCAGUGCAUGUACCGCACCACAAAGAAGAGCUGUUUAAUGAGACAUAUCAUGACUGUGCACAACGUUUGAAGAUGUUAGCAAGAUGUGAGGACCUAGGAUCCAGUGAGGGCAUCAGUAGGAAGCAUAUGUGGAGGAAUAUCAGUAACAGCAAUAGUUAUCCAUCAGGCACCAAGAUCCACCAAUGCCUCUACUGUUCCUACACCAGUA